This is a messenger RNA of Alternaria rosae, 2992 nucleotides long. RefSeq lists its product as uncharacterized. Bases 107 to 2749 code for a protein of 880 amino acids. NCBI's taxonomy places the organism in Eukaryota, Fungi, Ascomycota, Dothideomycetes, Pleosporales, Pleosporaceae. The record is from RefSeq and is a predicted model, not a curated record. The transcript has 4 exons.
GUCGCGGUUUCCUCCAUCACCCCUCGAGUCCUUCCCGGAGCCAUGGAGUCCAGCCCCACGAUACUAUGGAUCCCCACCACCCUCAUACGAUGAAUCUAUUGCAGAUAUGCCCCCAGACUAUACAUCCACCGAUGCGCUAGCCUAUGCAAAAACGCCUGAUUACUUACCGUUUCCUUCUUUCCGCGCGUCAUCACGUUCUAGUGUUCGAAAUGGUUUGCGCAAACGCAAUAAUUCGUCUCCAACAUCUUCGUUCUUCCUUGAUGUGAAAUCUCCAUAUGUGGACAUCGAUUUUGGCUACAGUGAGACAGGAAUCAAAUCGCACGCGAAGAAGGGCAAGGCCAAGGCAGCGGCUAAGGCUAAACCUGCAGCUGCAGCUACACCAGCAGACGACGGCAAGAAGGAAGAGGAAGCCGCUGGUGGUGGCGAUGGCGGGGGUGACCCGCCUGCAGAUAGCGGGGCUGGAGGCGAUGGUGGCGAUGGUGGCGGGGAUAAGGGGAAGAAGAAGACUAAGAAGGAGAAGGAGGAAGAGGAGCGCUUGAAGAAAGAGGAAGAGGAGCGUUUGAAAAAGGAGGAGGAAGAGCGGCUGGCAAAGGAAGAAGAGGAGCGGGCACAGAAAGAGGAGGAAGAGCGUCUUGCAAAGGAGGCUGAAGAAGUGGCCGAGCGCAAGAAGAAGGAAGAGGAAGAAGCGGCUGCCGCAGCUGCAGCAAAGCCAUCGAUACUAAAAGCUACAGCUGACUUGAGUUGGGGAAAGGAGCCAGCAGCAGAUGACUGGGCCUCGUUUGGUGCGGCCGCUCCCGGCAAGAAGAAGAAGGGCAAAAAGGGGAAGACGGCCGAGCCCGCACCCCCGCCUCCUCCUGAUCCUCCAGCGGAACCGCCGACAACAUUUGACGAUAUUAACCUGGACGAAGGAAGUGCACCAAAGAUUGACAUGAAUUUCAGUGAUACGGGCGCAUCAAAAUCUGGAUUUGGACUUCCCGGGCUUGGCAACUGGACCUCCGGCUGGGGCUCAUCGAACAAAGACGCGAAUGCAGACGGCGACAACCCUUGGGGCUCAGAUAAGAAAAAGAAGGAGGACGGAUUUGAUUUCGAUUUCGACGCGUUCAAGAGUCCUCCAGCCGAGGAGAAACCUGCUGAUGAUGAUGGCUGGGGCGGGUUACUCGCUUCCAAGACCAAGAAGAAGAGUAAGAAAGGGGCUCUGAUUGAUGACAGUGUGCCAGAGGUCCCUCCGCCGCCGCCAGAGCCUGAGAAGAAAGAGGAAGACGAUUCAUGGGGUGCAUUCAGCUUUGGCGCCACCAAGGACAAGAAGAAAAAGAAGAAGGGCGCGAUUGAAGAAGAGCCCCCGGCACCUGAGCCAGAACCGGAACCUGUCGUCGAAGCUGAGCCAUCGCCUGCCAAAGAGGAGGAUCCAUGGGGUGGCGGAUGGGGAGCGGCGGCUGCCGCUGGCACCAAGAAGAAGAAAGGUAAGAAGGGAGCCAAGGAAGAGCCUCCACCUCUCGAGCCGGAACCAGAACCUGAGCCUGUACCUGAACCAGAGCCGGAGCCGGAGCCCCCGAAAGAACCAGAGCCAGUCGUAGAUCCUUACGCAGGACUCAGCAAGUCGCAGGCGAAGAAGCUCAAAGCCAAGUUAGACAAAGAGGCUAAACAGAAAGAGGAGGAAGAUGCCAAGCGCGCAAAAGAGGAGGAGGAAGCUGCUGAGAUCAGGCGACAGGAAGAGGAAGAGGCAGAACGGAUACGCUUAGAAGAGGAGGAAGCCGAGCUGAAGAAGAUGGAGGAAGAGGAAGCCGCCGCCGCUGCUGCUGAAGCCGAGAAGGCUAAGCAGAAAGACGACACCUGGGGCGACUGGGGUGGUGCAGCUCCGACAACUACCAAGAAGAAGAAGAAGGGCAAGAAAGGUGCGGAGGAAGAAAUUCCGCCACCGCCACCUCCCCCUCCUGAGCCUGAAGUUGAGCCUGAGCCCAUCCCGGCUGAGGAUAAACCAGCUGAUCCGUGGGACGAUUGGGGCUCAGCAGCCCCUCCUGUUGUCAAGAAGACGAAGAAGAGCAAGAAGGGUGUGCUUAUCGAACCUGUCGUCGAAGAGCCGCCGCCACCACCACCGGAACCUGAGUCUGAGCCAACACAAGAGGAAGAGAAGGGCUCCGACUGGGGCCUGAGUUCGAUAUGGGGCGGAGGAAAGAAGAAGAAGAAGAGCAGUAAAUCCGUUGAACUGGACUCGCUUCCUGCACCUAGCUCAGAGCCCAUAAUUGAAGAACUCGCUUCCGUUCACCAACCCGAGGACGUCGAAGAGCCCAAGGAAGACGAAUCCGACGACUGGGGCGCGCCAUCCUGGAGCAAGAAGAAAAAUAAAGAUCCGAAGAAGGAUGCGCCUGAAGAGGUCAUUGAGGAUACCAGUACGCCCGUUCAGAAACCCGACGAGGAUGAUCCUUGGGGUAGUGCAGCCUUCAACAUUGGCAAGAAGUCAAAGAAGAGCAAGAAGGGGCUAGUUCCACCGAACGUGCCGACGCCGCCGGGAGAAUUCGAGUCAGAGUUUCCGGCGCCGAAAGAAAUCGAAGCCCCUCCACCAGCCGAAGAUGAAGACAUCUGGGGUGCUCCUGCUACGGUCACCAAGAAGAAGAAGGGCAGGACUGUGGAUAGCCUUCUCAGCAAAUUCGAGCCCCAAAGCUCUCCUCCAAAAUCGACAAAUGACACUUUUAGAGGAAGGAGAGGAAGGAACGAGAAGAGCAGGAGCGUCUGGAGAAGGAGGCUGCUGUGAAAGAGGAGGAAGAGCGUCUGGCUCGCGAAGCUGAAGAAGCUGAGGCAGCACGUAUACUGGCAGAGGAAGAGGAAGAGAAGAAGAGGAAAGAGGAGGAGUCAGCAGCCUCGAAGCUGGCAGGUUGGGGCGCCAGCAUUUGGGGCUCUUCAAAGAAGAAAACAGAAACUCCAAGGGAGAGAAGAGCCCGCGAGAAGAAAGAGGAGGAAGAACGCUUGGCGAAAGAAGCUGCCGAACAAGCAGAGA